Molecule: messenger RNA, 1745 nt
Organism: Galdieria sulphuraria
Lineage: Eukaryota; Rhodophyta; Bangiophyceae; Galdieriales; Galdieriaceae
Product: NADH dehydrogenase (ubiquinone) Fe-S protein 1
Exons: 1
Coding region: 6-1664 (552 amino acids)
Molecular function (GO): oxidoreductase activity, acting on NAD(P)H; iron-sulfur cluster binding
Source: RefSeq, a predicted model, not a curated record
GAAGGAUGAAAGUUUUGACAAGUUCAGCUAGUAGUCUACUGUCUUCUUUGUUCCAAACACGUUGGAAAGUAACAAGAUGCUUUGGUUCUUUUCGACAAGUACAAAACGGUGAUAAGGACUAUGGAAUAGAUGAAAGGAAGCAACUGUUUCAGAAUUGUCUCAUUCCUAUCGGAGCACUAACUUCCAAACCCUAUGCCUUUACAGCAAGAUCUUGGGAACUCAAGUCAACCUCCUCAGUGGACGUUUUAGAUGGAGUGGGUUCUAAUAUUCGCGUGGACACUCGAGGUUAUGAAGUUAUGAGAAUCCUUCCUGUAUUAAACGAAAACGUUAAUGAAGAGUGGAUUUCAGAUAAAACUAGAUUCUCUUAUGAUGGCCUGAAAAGACAACGUUUGAGUGUCCCUUUCAUUCGUUUAGAUCAAGGACAACUGGUACCUACCACUUGGGAAAAAGCACGAGCUAUUUUGAAGAACGAAAUCAUAAGAUUAGAAAGAGAAUAUGUUGACAAGGGUGGAUUUGAAGCUCAAGCCGUUAUUGGUCCUCAAGUAGAAGUAGAGGCCUUGUUGCAGUUCCGAAGGCAGUUUCUUUAUUGGUUUCCGGGUGGUUCGAUUCAUCUCCAAGAAAGAAGAGGAGCAGUGCCGCAUACAGACUUCAGAGAAGAUUAUCUACUCAACUCAACUUUACCUGGUAUUGAAACAGCCGAUGUAAUUUUGUUGGUUGGAACGAAUCCGCGAACUGAAGCUCCUCUUUUAAACACUCGUAUUCGUAAGGCUGUGUUGUAUAAUCAAGCUCUGGUUGCGUCUGUUGGGUGUUAUGAAAAUCUGACUUAUCCAGUCGAGCAUUUGGGAAUUUCUCCAAAAACUCUUCGAGAGAUUGCUGAAGGAAGACAUUCAUUUUGUGUACAGCUUGCUCUUGCAAAGAGGCCAGCUAUUCUUGUUGGUAAUCGAGCACUUCAAAGAGAUGAUGGUGAAAAUAUAUAUCAAAUGGUUAAACAUAUUGCAGAAUAUAGUCAUAUGAUAAGAGAGGAUUGGAAUGGAUUCAACGUAGUGCAUACUGGAGCAAAUACAGUGGGAGCUUUGGAUAUCGGUUUUGAUUCCAAAUAUCGUGGUUUGAGAACUAUCGAUUGUGAUCGUGAGAAUCCUUGGCGACGUACCAAGUUUUUAUAUUUGCUAAAUGCGGAUGAUAUAGAUGGUCUAGAUCAGUUACCGCAGGAUUGUUUUGUUGUGUACCAAGGACAUCAUGGUGAUUAUGGUGCAUCCAUAGCUAACUUGAUACUUCCAGGUGCUGCGUACACUGAGAAGAAUGGAACCUUUGUGAAUAUGGAGGGUCGUGUUCAACAUACCAAUUUAGCUUUUAUCCCACCUUAUCAAGCAAAAGAAGAUGCAGAAAUUCUUCAUGAUUUGGUAUUCCCAGAUUUGGUUUUGGACAUUCCCCAAAUGGGAGUUGAAGUUCUUGCCCCACAUCUUUUGCGUUCCCAUCAGGUGCAAUCGGGUGAUCCUUCCGUAAGACCUCGCGAUAACAUGCUUCAAAGACAACAAGGAGAAUCGUCUACUGUGCCUUUCGGCCCUCCCAUUGAGAACUUUUAUAUGACAGAUCCUAUUACUCGCAGUUCGAAGACAAUGGCAAAAUGUACGAGAGUUCAACAGUUGUUUAAUUUCGAUGGAUAAUAAAGCAAUUUGUUGAAGUAAUUGAGAGUUUUGUCUGGUUUGCAUUAUAAUAAUAUCCUUGAUCAGGUUUUCGUUCUUUCC